Molecule: messenger RNA, 778 nt
Organism: Aedes aegypti (yellow fever mosquito)
Lineage: Eukaryota; Metazoa; Arthropoda; Insecta; Diptera; Culicidae
Product: cytochrome c oxidase subunit 6B1
Exons: 2
Coding region: 145-396 (83 amino acids)
Cellular component (GO): mitochondrion; respiratory chain complex IV
Source: RefSeq, a predicted model, not a curated record
UUCCCGUCGAGUGAGAAAAAUCGAAGCAGGCAGCCAUCUUAGCUCGUCCGCAGGUCACAGUCGUAAGAGCAGUGUGUGUCAAGUGCGUGCAAAAAUUUUCCUACCGUUCCCGAAUCAGCUCCCAACUUAGAAUCGCUGUACGAAAUGGCCCCAGCAGCAUCUGCAGGCACACUGCCCCUGAAGGCGGCUCCCUUCGAUCCGCGCUUCCCGAAUACGAACCAAACUAAGUACUGCUAUCAGAGCUAUCUGGACUUUCACCGCUGCGAGAAGGUGAAAGGCAAGGGCGACAAGGUGUGCCAAUACUUUAAGCACGUGUACGGCGAUCUGUGCCCGAAUGCGUGGAUCGAGAAGUGGGACAACCAACGCGGGGAGGGAACUUUCGCUGGUCGAAUCUAAAUGACAAAUGGUGGAAGUACAGUGUUUGUGUGGUCGGUCCCCACGGUGGGUCGAUCUGGUGUGACAGUAGAUGAUAAUGUAAGCAUAAAGAAGACCGACACGCACUGCUAAUAUCUCCGUUUGCUGUUGCGGUCACGCACUUUGCACCAGACGACGCUUUUUGGCAUGAUUUUCUGUGACCGAAGGUUUAUCUUAUAAUUGGCUUCUCAAAAUUCGCAAAUUGUCAACCUCGAUUGGGCAUUUGGCUUUAAAUUGGUUAGGAUGUUAGUACGAUUAGUGAUAACAGCAAAAGGGUUUGAAAUCUGUAGUAUCACACCGGCAAAAUGGCAUAACUGUGAACUUGCAACACCUUCAAGUGAUAAAUAAACUUAUCCAGAAAAUA